AUGACGACUGUUCAUCAACUCUCUCGUUUCAUGGAAACAAAAACAAAAGUGACUCAGAUUAAUUUGGAGGAUUUUUCUGUUGUAUGGCUCGACACUAAUCUGCUCAUCACAAACGAUUGCAAAGAAAUGGCGAACAAUCUGCGUCAAAUCAUAAACUAUUUAAAACUAUUCGACAAUACCGAUGACUGUUUAAACUAUAUAUCAUCAUUAACCAAUGAAAAAGUAUUUUUAAUUACAUCUGGUUCACUAGGACAAGGCAUUAUGCCAUUAAUUGAUGGGAUUCCACAAAUCUUAUCCGUUUAUAUUUAUUGUACAAUAGCACGGCGUCAUAGACAAUGGUUUGAUACAUAUUCAGGAAGAAAGUUGCAUGGAUUGUAUACUGAUAUGAAUUUGCUAUUAUUCGAACUUAAAAAAGAGGUUGCACUACAAUCGAAAAAUUUAUUCGCCAUAAGUGUAUUCAAUCAAAAUAUAUCCAAUGUUUUCAAAGAAAAAUCAAUACAAGAUUUAGGUCAUCAUAAUGGCACAUUCAUUUGGUUUCAAAUAUUAAUUGAAACAUUACUACGUAUGCGACAAACGAAUGAUGCAAAGGUUGAUAUGUUGACAGAAUGUCGAUUGCUAUACGAUGGAAACAAUAUUGAGCAAGACAAGAUUUAUGAUUUUAAACAUAAUUAUCAGCCAUCUGAUGCUAUACGUUGGUAUACGCGUGAUUCAUUUGCAUAUCGUUUAUUGAAUAAAGCGCUCCGAACAGAAAAUAUCGAUAUAAUUUUUUUAUUUCGAUUUAUGAUUAAAGAUCUUCACCAACAGUUACGACAAUUACAUGAAAUGCAAAUGAACGGCAAUUCGUUUACUGUCUAUCGUGGACAACAAAUGUCGAAUGACGAAUUCCAAACGAUUCGAAAUUGUCAAAAUGGCCGAAUAGCUACUAAUACAUAUUUAUCGACAACAUUCGACAAAGAUGUUGCAGUGAUUUAUGCUGGUGAUGGCUCUGCCAGGCCAGAGAUUGAGUCUAUUUUAUUUGAAAUUACAGUCGAUAAUAAAUCUUUACUUUCAUUAACACCCUACGCAAAUAUUGGUAGCUUAAGUUAUUAUCAAGAUGAAAGUGAAGUGCUUUUUUCGAUCGGUACAGUAUUUUGUAUUGUUUCAAUAACGGAAGAUACUAAUGGUAUAUGGCACGUUAAAUUAAAUUUAAGUACAGACGAAGACAAAGAAAUAAGAAAAGUUGUUGAUUAUUUUCGAAGAAAAAUGUUGAAAAAAACUACAUUAAGAGAUCUAGGAGAUUAUUUAAAAGACAUGGGCCAAUAUGAUAAAGCGAUUAGUUAUUAUAGAGUUGUUCUAGAACGAUUUACUAUAAAUGAUGAAAACGAAGAUAUUCUAUAUAAGAACAUUGCUAAAUGUUUCGAAGAAAAAGGAGAUUUGGAUGAAGCAUUAAAAAAUUAUUUAUUGGCAUUAGAAGUUCAAAUGAUAGAAUACACAGCAUGGUAUACAGAAACUGGUAAGACAUAUUAUUUUAUUGCAGGUAUCUAUGAAAAGAAAGGUAUUAAAACUCUUGCUAUGAAAUAUAUGGAUAAAGCAUUCGAUUAUCUCACUUCACUUGAAAAACAACAAUCGACACAUAAAUCAUGGGAUUCUCAUUUAGUAGAAACUUGUAAUUAUAUCGGUUUGAUUCAUGCAAAGAGAGGCAACCACCAAGAAGCAUUGGCAUACUUUGAAAAAGCAUCGAAUAAACUUUUAGAGCUUCCCCCAAACGAUGACAAUAUGUUAGACCUCGCAUCGACAUACGCACAUAUAGGAGCUGUAUGGUCAGCACUAGGUAAUGGUGAUAGUGCACUCAAAUAUUACCAAGAAAGUUAUCAACUUAAACAGAAAAUACUGCCUUCAAGUCAUCCGUCUUUGGGCACCAGCUUCAAUAAUAUGGGUGUCGUUUGUUCUCAACAUGGGAACUAUGAAGAUGCAUUGAAUUAUUACAGAAAAAGUAUUGAAUUAAGGCAGAAAUCAUUGCCAAUCGCUCAUAUUUCCAUUGCUGCAUGCUAUGCAAAUAUGGCCAAUCUAUAUUCGAAACAGAACGAUUUUACGGAGGCAAUAAAUCAUUACGAGAAAGCUCUCGAUAUUAGACAAUCGUGCUUAUCUCAAGAUAGUCAAUUAAUCACAAAAUCCUACAUAGACAUUGCUUAUAACUAUGAUAAAAAAUGUGAUUAUGAUAAAUCACUUGAGAUUUAUCGAACAGCACUCUCAAUAGCAAUGGAUCAUAAGGUAAAAGAUCAUGUUCAAAUUUCAUCGAUCUAUAAUCGUAUGGGGCUUGUUUAUCAAAAGCAAGGCAAAAUGACUGACUGUUUCGAGUAUCAUAGAAACGCAUUACAAACGUACCUCGGCAACAUACGAGAAAAUCACCAAUGUCCACAGUAUUUAGUGGUUCUAUAUGGAAAUGUGAGUUGUGCGCAGAUGGAAUUGAAAUUGUAUACCGACGCAUUGGAGAAUUAUCAGAAAGCAUUAACCAUUAGAUUAAAAAAUACUCCUGAUGAUCAUUUAUCAAUAGCUAAACUAUACCAUUCUCUUGGCAAUGUCUAUCACGCGAUUACUAACUACAAACUUGCUUUGCACUAUUAUUCACAAUCAUUUCAAAUACAACAUGAACGAUUGCCAUCGAAUCAUACUCUAUUAGAAACACUGGCCAAUAAGAUAUAUAAGCUUUGUGUUGAAGAAACUGCUCUGAGUAAAUUUGAUCAGUUAGAUUUAAUGAACAAAGUGUAUGAACUGCUAUCAAAAUUAUGGCGGCCAGGUAAUUCCAAAAUGAUUGAGCUACGGAAUGAUAUUGAACAGCUGGAAGAUAAAUUAGAUAUUCUCACUAUUUAUUGGAACAAUUCUGCAUCCUCUGGUCCAACUGUCAUCUUAAAAAAGGCUGGAGCAAUUCCUGCGCCAUUAAAUGAAUUAUUACAAUCUCCAAAUUUUGAAGGCAUUACAUUAAUUUGGUAUGAUCCACAUUUGAAUACAACUGAAGAUACCAAACAAACAGCAAAAGAAUUGAGAGAAAUAAAUAAUUAUGUGAUAUUUCAUUCAGAUCAACUUGAAUGUAUUGAUUUUAUAAAAUCAAUUAAAGAUGAAAAGAUACUUCUUGUUACGUCUGGAAAAGCUGCUUCGACCCUUUUGCCAGAAAUCAUUGAAUUAAAACAAGUUGAUUCAAUCUUUAUUUUCUGUUGGAAAAUUGAAAAAUAUCAAGAUUUAUUACAAAGAUAUGAAUCACUAGUUGGUAUCUAUACUGACCGUUCAAUUUUGAUUAAUGCUAUCAAAGAAAAUGUCGAUUUAUUACAGAAACAAUUAAAUGCCUUUAGUUUCUACAAUGAACACGAAGAAAAAGCGAUACGUGAUUUAUCUCAAGAAUCUGCCGAAUUUAUCUGGUUUCAAUUAUUUAAAGAUGUUAUUCUACGAAUGCCAACCAAUAGCAAUGCCAAAGAACAAUUAAUACAAUUUUGUCGUGAAUAUUAUCGUGGAAAUCAAAAAGAAUAUAAUAAUAUCGAUGAAUUUGAACGUUCAUAUAAAAAAGAAAAAUGUAUUUUUUGGUACACGCGUGAAACACUUUUGUACAAACUUGUCAAUAAAGCUCUACGUACAGAAGAUAUGGCACAAUUACAUAUGUUUCGAUUCUUCAUUGCUGAUUUAUCGUUACAUUUAGCGACAUUACAUAAGAAAAAUCGAGAAAAAAACAAUGUCGUGAUGUUUUAUCGUGGUUUAAAAAUGGAAAAUGAAGAAUUAAAUCGAUUUAAGACAAGCUAA
Rotaria socialis is the source of this 3768-nucleotide messenger RNA. NCBI's taxonomy places the organism in Eukaryota, Metazoa, Rotifera, Eurotatoria, Philodinida, Philodinidae. The record is from the annotation of a GenBank genome assembly.